Echinococcus granulosus is the source of this 1242-nucleotide messenger RNA. Its product is annotated as Solute carrier family 28 member 3. The coding region runs from base 1 to 1242 and encodes 413 amino acids. Gene Ontology annotation, cellular component: membrane. Lineage: Eukaryota; Metazoa; Platyhelminthes; Cestoda; Cyclophyllidea; Taeniidae. The transcript has 8 exons. The record is from RefSeq and is a predicted model, not a curated record. Gene Ontology annotation, molecular function: nucleoside:sodium symporter activity. Gene Ontology annotation, biological process: nucleoside transmembrane transport.
AUGUCGUGGGCUCAUUUAGUUGUCGUAGUUGUAGCCACCCGAGACUGCCUUGACGACAAAAGAAGACCUACCGGCUACUGGUAUGGCCUGAAGGAGAAACUCAAUGAAGCAGAGAAGAGCGACAUAACUUUUACUCUAACAAAUAAUGAACCAAGCGAUGGUUACAAAGAGUUCAGAUAUUCGGAGAAGCCUUUCACUUCCUGGAUUGAGGAUGACUUCCCUAACAAACCUGAUGGAGGGAGAAGGGGUGUAAACAAGGUGCUGGGGCUCUACGCUGACGCCCAAAAGGCUCUCUUUAAGAAGCGCCCCUUUGCAGACGACACCGAACCAAUAUGCUGUGACGGUGUCGUGGGCCUCCUCGGUUUUCUCUUCCUCCUACUUGUCGAUAUAGCCUACGUUAUCUACGCUUGCCUCUGUAAAGGUCUGGACAGGGGCAGGGAUGUGCACCUUCUCUGGCUGUCGGUCAUUUUCUGGUUCGUGGUUCUCGUUGCCUUUCUCACACUCAAAACGCACGCAGGUUAUGUUACAUUUGACUUCCUCGGGAAGCGAAUGGCAGAAUUUCUCGAAAACAGUCUGGCUGGGUCUCGAUUUGUGUUUGGUGCAUCGGACUGUUUCGCCUUCUCUACAGAAGCUCCACUGAUUACACGGUCGUACUCAGCCAUGUCUACCAACUCCGAGCUUCAUGCAAUGAUUUUCAACGGAUUCACCUCAAUUGCAGGCCCCGUCCUAGCCGCAUUUAUUAGCUCUGGGGUUCCGCCAAACCACCUCCUGAUUGCUUGUAUCAUAUCUGCUCCUGCUGCCCUUGCCGUCUCCAAAAUUAUAUAUCCUGAGACAAAAAUUUCGCCUGUAGCCAGUUCAGAAUUUAGCCUCAAGUUGAAGAGCCCUUACAACAGUGUGCUUGAAGCUGCAAUGGUUAAUGCCAUGGAGGCGGUCCCGAUUUGUGCGGGGAUCACGGCAAAUUUGAUUGCCUUCCUCAAGCAAUCCGGUCUCACUUGGCUCACAAAGGAGGUGCAUUUCUCCACCAAGUUAAAACACAUUAUUGUAGUUAUUGCGCUAACAGUGAUAGUGAAUACUGAGAAAGCUAAAGUACUAGGCACCUACGCUCUUUGCGGCUUUGCAAACAUCGGAUCCAUUGGUAUCCUCCUCGGCGUCCUGGUCACCAUUCUUCCCCAGCGGCGAGCCGACUUGACAAGUAUGCUCGUCGGCGGGAUGAUCGGCGGCAAUAUAGCCGGUGAAAUUUAG